CUUGUCAGUACCUCACAUUCAAUUCCAACUCAAGCUGACUUUCUGCUAUCGGUGGCUUGAGCAACUUGUGUCAACAGGAAUCGAGGAGGCGAUAAGGGACGGAGUGAUGAUGCUGCCAGUGAGAACUGGCAAGAUGGUUUUCGAACAUGGCGUACUACGCUCAGCGCUCAGGAGCGACAGGUAACAAAAUCCCAUGGAGGACCGAGAACACAAAGAAAGGUGCCAAUGACCGCGUCAGGCUUGAGACAAAUGCCCGCAACUACGGGAAUCAGGGCACCCUUGAGUCCAUAGCUCGUUCGGAGGACAAGUACUGGGAGGUUCCAGUGAUUAGCAGUAAGAACAUCGCAGCAGUGGUGGCGGCAGUUGCCGCGCAGCAGUCGCAGCAGUGGCGCAGCAUUUUCACAAUGCCCCCGUCUUUGGUAUAUGCGGAGUUUAAAAGUGUACUCUACUGCUUCUAA
This is a messenger RNA of Suillus plorans, 458 nucleotides long. RefSeq lists its product as uncharacterized. The transcript has 3 exons. The record is from RefSeq and is a predicted model, not a curated record. The coding region runs from base 147 to 458 and encodes 103 amino acids. Lineage: Eukaryota; Fungi; Basidiomycota; Agaricomycetes; Boletales; Suillaceae.